AUCAUUAGUGCUACCAGAAGCUUGUAUUUCCUGGCGCCUGCAAAGCCUGCAAUCAACCUGCGGCUCGCGAUUGCUACGCUGUGGACAGAAUAACGUCUGUGCCAAGGCGAGAGCCAGUUCCCUCGUUUACCUUUAGAAGAUUGAUAAUAUCGCGAUUUCAACAACACCAUCGACGCGACGCCAGACGACACCCGGUUAACACAUCCCGAUCGCUGCCUUGCCAGCCCGGGGAGCACCUUCUCCAUCAUGCCUUCAAUCCUCAAAUCCGUCCGCGAUCUGCGGAGGAGAUCUCGAGCCAACCUGAACCGCUCCACCACCUCUUUGAACGAAUACGACACUCCCGACAAUUCCUCAGGUAAUUCUUCCAACGACUCUUCGAACACGCCCCGCCCUGCUGCCGCUGGAGACCUACAUCAAUCCUCUUCCUCAAGUCUGAGCUUAAUGACGACUCCUACAUCUGCAACGCCGAGUGAAUCGGGUAGCAUCACAAUUCGACCAAACGACGACUCAAUUCCUCCCCUUCCUUCGAAGCCAACACUCUCCUCGAAUCGGAAUAGCGUGAUUGGUUCUGUCGCUGGUGGUCCUCCUCCGGGAGAGAGAAUGGCCGCAGCGAGUGGGCCUUUCGCGCCCAGAAUCAGCUCACCCCGACCUGGCGAGCAGGUUUACCAGAAGGUGCUCCUCAUCAAUGGACAGAUUGGCCAGAACCCAAACGAACUAUCCGCGAGACCCCAAGGAGGACAACUGAAAGUUACACAUCACCAGGAUUCGUUUCCUGCAACACAAUGGAAGGUGCAGGACUCCCAGUUCAAGGCACUGGUCCAUCUCACACCGGGACCAAACAAGAUCACUCUCCUCUUUGAGCCUACCCGUCAUUCUCAUGGCUCGCACCCUUCUCUAGGUUCUAGCCGAACAACAAAAGGGCACGAAUCUUGGUUCAUGAUCUACUACGUUCCUCCGGAAUCCCCUCCUCUACAGCUGGUGAUGCUCCUGGGAAGCGAUUCUCCGGGAACGUACGAUGCCAUUCCAGCGCGAGUGUCGGGCGAAGGCAAUAAUCUGGAUGUUGCAAUUCGCAAAUACCGGAUGGCGGCAUACAUGUGGCAAGCAUUUACGGCCGAGCAGAUGCACCGGCAUGGAUUUGGACGGCGAACAUUCCAAUUCGAGGAGAGUUGGCUACACAGCAGCCUUUCCCUGCAGGAAUACGAGACGGGCGUCAUGCGCAGCCAGGCUACGGUGCAUGUCAUUCGUGUGGACAAAACCGUUGCAGAGCUCCGUGAUCUGGAAUAUGCACAGCAGUAUGCCAAGGCGACCAAGAAGUCAGAGCUGUUUAACAUUGCAGCCGAUGCGGUUCGGGAAUAUUUUCGCCCUCGAAACGGCCAGAAGAUCUACGUGUCGUGCAUGUACCUCGAUUCUCACUGGGAUCCGCAGGUCAAGACGAUCCGCGCCCAUGCGGCUCUCGGAGGAUGUUCUGGGGAUGUCAACCUCGCCAUCUUCGGCUCGCAUUGUCUGCAAAGUUACCCGUCCUCGAUCGAAGAAGUCCCGAAUGCGCUCGUGGACUGCACGCGAACCGAUACCGCUCAUGUCGCCAACGACGCAGGGGAAGCAGGCAGCAGCUGGGAAGCGGCGAAUAUUGGCAUCGGCGCUCACAUGCACGAGGUCGGUCACCUCUUCGGUUGCCCGCAUCAGGAGUCCGGCGUCAUGCAGCGCGACUAUACCCGACUUCAUCGGACAUUCCUAACCCGCGAAGCCUUCUCGACCCGCACCAAGCAGCAGGGCAUGUACAUCUGCAAACCAUCUGAUGAGUGCGGAUGGCACCGUCUUGACGCCCUUCGAUUCCGAUAUCAUCCAAGCUUCCGGCUUCCGAAAGACCCUCCCAUGGCGAAUGCCGAUUCCGGGAUUCAAACGUUCUGUAUCAAAGAAGGCGAGGCGCUCAUUAUGGCAACCUCAGGCAUUUGUUUCAUCGAGAUCCGGACCGAGAGCGACGACAUCUGCCAUCAUUGGUUGGAUUUUACGGACGUGCAGAGAACCGACUACCUUCCCAAAUCCUACCACCUUACGGAUGACGCACUCCGCAAAUUGCUCCCCUCCCGCAGGCGCAAGUCGAAACUCAAAGUGUCCAUCCACUCCAUUGCGCUGAACGAGCACACCAUCGACUGGGAUAACUUUGCUUCCAAGAGCUCUCGUGUUGAACUGAUGAAGGGCAGUCCGACGAAGAGCAAUCUUCUCAGCAACCUCACGCGCCACGCAACAUCGCACGGCUUCCGCGGCAGCAAGCUCGGCCACUCGCAGCUCCCCGAUUCCGAGGCCGGGGAGAUCGUCUUCAACUCGGUGAUCCCCCCCAAUCGGUUCAUGACGUCGAUCAAGAUCUACCACGGCAACUCCGUCGAUGGCAUCGAGUUCUGCUACGAGGAUUCCACGAGCCAGCUGCUCGGAAAGCGCGGCGGCAAGCCCGGUGGUUCGGAGUUCAAGUUCGAUACUCGGUCCGCCGAGCAGCUCUUCGGGUUCUAUGUGAGGGCGGGCGCGUGGAUCGACGGGAUCCAGAUCCUCGCCACGUCGGGCCGAAAGAGUGAGAUCUUUGGGAACGCGACUGGUGGGAGUGGGCAUCGACUCGUCCCCCCUGCCAACUUUCAGAUCUCUGGCGUCUAUGGCUCCUGUGGGGCUUGGAUGGAUGGGUUCGGUGUAAUCAUCUCCCAUUAAGACCACUCGCCCUGCGUUUCUGCCGACAUUCUUUUGUGAAGCUCCUCGUACACCCAGUGUGCUCUUUCUCAGCCGAGACGUCCCGAGCCUCUGAAUUAAGGACCCCGCUUCUUCGAACCAAGCUGUUUCCGCUCGGAUCCCAAUACCAUCGACCAUCGAACCGCCCUUUCAUACCG
Molecule: messenger RNA, 2870 nt
Organism: Eremomyces bilateralis CBS 781.70
Lineage: Eukaryota; Fungi; Ascomycota; Dothideomycetes; Eremomycetales; Eremomycetaceae
Exons: 3
Coding region: 247-2694 (815 amino acids)
Cellular component (GO): cytoplasm
Source: RefSeq, a predicted model, not a curated record